Molecule: messenger RNA, 315 nt
Organism: Sinocyclocheilus rhinocerous
Lineage: Eukaryota; Metazoa; Chordata; Actinopteri; Cypriniformes; Cyprinidae
Product: bifunctional heparan sulfate N-deacetylase/N-sulfotransferase 1-like
Exons: 2
Cellular component (GO): Golgi apparatus
Molecular function (GO): deacetylase activity; heparan sulfate N-sulfotransferase activity
Source: RefSeq, a predicted model, not a curated record
ACGGCGCUCUAUCUGUUUCUGGGGAUGCAUCCUGAUCUGAGCAGUAAUUACCCCAGUAAAGAGACGUUUGAGGAGAUUCAGUUCUUCAGCGGUCACAGUUAUCACCGGGGCAUCGACUGGUAUAUGGAGUAUUUCCCCCUCCCGUCUAACAGCAGCUCUGAUUAUUAUUUUGAGAAAAGUGCCAGCUAUUUCGAUUCGGAUGUAGCCGCGGUCAGAGCUGCAGCGCUGCUGCCCAGAGCGAGAAUCAUCACAGUCCUGAGUGACCCCGUGGAGCGAGCCUUUGCCUGGUACCAGGUACAUCUGCACCCUUCACGU